GGGGGGUCCGUACUGCACGCGCUCACAGCGGGGAGCAGCUGCAGAAGCGAGCAGGAGCAGUCACCGCAUCGCCAGCGAGAGCCCGAAAAAACACCCACCCUCAGCACUUUCGCCCUCCAGACACUCAAAAAAGGCAUCCAGUAACAUAACCGAGCGACCAUGGUGGACCGCGAACAGCUGGUUCAGAAAGCCAGGCUGGCCGAGCAGGCUGAGAGAUACGACGACAUGGCAGCUGCCAUGAAAUCGGUGACCGAGCUGAACGAGGCACUGUCCAAUGAGGAAAGGAAUCUUCUCUCCGUGGCCUACAAGAAUGUGGUGGGAGCUCGUCGUUCCUCCUGGCGCGUCAUCUCCAGCAUCGAGCAGAAGACCUCCGCUGAUGGCAAUGAGAAGAAGAUUGAGAUGGUCCGUGCCUACCGCGAGAAAAUCGAGAAGGAGCUGGAAGCCGUGUGCCAAGACGUGCUCAACCUCCUCGACAACUUCCUGAUCAAGAACUGCAGCGACGCCCAGCAUGAGAGCAAAGUGUUCUACUUGAAGAUGAAGGGAGACUACUACCGCUACCUGGCAGAGGUGGCCACAGGCGAGAAGCGAGCUGCCGUGGUGGAGUCCUCCGAGAAGGCCUACAGCGAGGCGCAUGAGAUCAGCAAGGAGCACAUGCAGCCGACGCACCCCAUCCGCCUGGGUCUGGCCCUCAACUACUCCGUCUUCUACUACGAGAUCCAGAACGCGCCUGAGCAGGCCUGCCACCUGGCCAAGACGGCUUUCGACGACGCCAUCGCCGAGCUGGACACCCUGAACGAGGACUCCUACAAAGACUCCACCCUCAUCAUGCAGCUCCUGCGAGACAACUUGACGCUCUGGACGAGCGACCAGCAAGACGACGAAGGCGGUGAGGGCAACAAUUAAACGAGAGCAGAAGAGGUGAAGACCUUCGAAAAAUACCCGUUUCCUAGCCGUAACACAAAACACGCGUGCUCACAAAACAAAGAAAAUCAAAAAAGAAAAAUAAAAGCUAAGUGAAAAAUUUACAAAAGGGGGCCUGGUGGAACUUUGGCAGCCACUUUUGCUGAUGGUUACUACCACAGCUGCAGUUCUCUUUAUUUUUCCACAAGUUACCAAAAUUAAACAGAUUAAAAACAUGAUGAAAUCUGAAUAGAAAUAGCAGUUAAAUAAGAGGUAUGUGUCGCAUUUAAAUUAAUAAACCACGAUAAUAAUAAAGAUUACAAACCCUGCUUCCUUGGUUGCCUCUGCAACAUUUGCCAAAACACCACUUUGAGGAAGAAAAGCCUGUCAGUAAGUCAGUCAGUACUAAAUGACUAGGGUUGAAAUACACCCCAAACACUGGCAUAGGGACUGUUCUUGUCGUGAAACAUGAAGUUGAGCUGCUUAUUUAUAAGAGAGGAGGAAGUGUUGUGAACUGUCAGGGGAAGACAUAUUAAAGCUUGAGCAAAGGACAAAAAAAAGAAUACAUGAAGUAAAAACUUGAAUGUCAUCGCCUCGCAAAAGUAAGUUUGCAAACAGGCUCCAGUGAGUGUGAAAGGGUGUUUUUUUUGGUCUCUGUUAAAUAUAUUUGUGGAUCCUGAUGUGCGCCCAACAGUCAGUCGUUUCUUUAAAGCCGCCAUGGCAAUUGAGGAUACUCAAAAUACGGUCAUUUAAACAUCACUGUGGUUGCAGGUUGCAAGUCUACUGCUCAAGAAACAGUAGUUUACGUAUACAAUAACCUAGUAUAGUUUUCCAACCAGUAAGUACAGUGCUCCAUUGAAAGCUGAAAUUAUUGUCCUUUUCAUGAAAACUAAAACUAUUCUUAUUAUCAUUGUUGUUAUUAUUAUUGAUAUAAUUUGGACAUUUAGGAUGUCAAGCUCGAAUAAAGAUUUAUUGUCAUUACAAUAUACUACCAUAUACCACAACAUAUACGAUAUAUAAUCUAACUUGUAAUGACUUUACUUCAAAACAUAGUCUAUCCUAGCAAAGAACUGUAGAAAUAUAUCAGAAAAACAACAACCCCCCCCAAAAUUAAUGCUCUUAAGCAAUCCCUAAUCACCUGGAUCCCUGCUGUGAUACACUGAAUGGAAUUGACUGGAACCAUUGGCUGUUUUUAUUUCCUCUUUUUCGCUGGACUGAAAGUACAAUUAAAGACAGAACACUGGCAAUGUCAAUAUGGGAGAUGAUCUGAAAGCAGCUCUGAGGUUUGUGGUAUUUUUUUUUUUCUUCUCUUUUUUUUGUUUACUUUUUUAAUUUUCAAAAAAUAAUGCACUUGCCUAUUAUACUGUUUCUCAGUGUAAGAUGAUUACUGCUCCAAUAUUCUCGAUAAUACAAUAUUGUGCAUGCUGGUGAUGUAUUUAUAUACUGUAGCUUGACUUUAUUAACUUAAAAAAACUGUAGAUGUUAUGUAUUCAUAUGAACAAGAAAUGACUAGAAUUUCAAUCUGAUUAUUUUCUAUUUAUUACUUUCUAUUGGAUUGUUUAAAUUUAUGAUUUUUUUUUUCUUAUAAUUUUUUUUCCUUGCUGAAGUUCGCUAUACCAAAACAGUGAUUGUUAACCAUAAAUUGAUCUGUUAUGGGCGUUGCUAUAGUGACAUGCGAUUCUUGUAUUUGGGUUUUAAUAAACAAAGGAGUGAAAAGACAAAAAAAAAAAGACAAAAACACCAGUGUUAGCUUAACACGUUCUGUCUGGUGUUUUAUCAUGGUGAAAUUAAGGUCACAUUGUAAAACGAUUAAUGUUGUUCUCUGAAUGACGUUUCCUCUCGUGCUUUUUUCCCUGUCAUAUUAUACAGUGAGAUAUUGAAGAUUGAUCAGUGUUUAUCAUUUCCUCAGAAUCUGCGUUUCUGUAAGGAAACCACUCAUGGACCAUAAUUUACAAUUUACUUUUUCUUUUUUCUUUUUUUUUACUUUUAGCUGUGUCUCCUGAUAUCUUAAAUGUGAGUCAUGUAGCGGAUGCUCAAGAGAAAAAAUAACAAUAAUAAUAAUAAUGAUGAUAAUAAAAAGUGAAUUAAAACAUAACAGCGUUCUUCUAACCACAGUUCAGUGCUGCUGUUGUUGUAUUCCAGAUGAGUCACAUCUGCAUGACGUCAUCAAAGGAAACGUGUUUUUUCCUGAAUGUGUUGCUGCUUUGUCACAAUUAAAACUGUUUUGGGUUGUGUGCAAAAACGA
Messenger RNA from Colossoma macropomum (tambaqui), 3145 nucleotides. RefSeq names its product 3-monooxygenase/tryptophan 5-monooxygenase activation protein, gamma polypeptide 1 (gene ywhag1). Gene Ontology annotation, biological process: signal transduction. Lineage: Eukaryota; Metazoa; Chordata; Actinopteri; Characiformes; Serrasalmidae. The record is from RefSeq and is a predicted model, not a curated record. Gene Ontology annotation, molecular function: protein kinase C binding. Gene Ontology annotation, cellular component: cytoplasm. The transcript has 2 exons. Bases 160 to 903 code for a protein of 247 amino acids.